Molecule: messenger RNA, 2177 nt
Organism: Anolis carolinensis (green anole)
Lineage: Eukaryota; Metazoa; Chordata; Lepidosauria; Squamata; Anolidae
Gene: srpx
Product: sushi repeat containing protein X-linked
Exons: 10
Coding region: 485-1858 (457 amino acids)
Biological process (GO): phagolysosome assembly
Source: RefSeq, a predicted model, not a curated record
GUCUCUUCCCCUUCCCAACUUCUGGGCAUCCCUCCCCCUUUCCUUCCGGCACUCAUAAAUCAAGGGUAGGAAGAAGAGAGAAGGAAAAUAUUCGCAGAGAGGAGAACACAGUGAAGAGUUGUGAAAAAAAAACCCUCUGAAGUGUUGGAAUUUGGGAAGGCUCCUAAAGCCUAACAAAGGAAGGGAGUCUGAGCGGCAGUGGGGUGGUCGGGCGACGUUGUGUAGACAGGAGACGCUUAGAGGGUCCUCUUCUGAAGGUCCCCCAGAAAUUUGGAGAGGAUCUCCUCCUGAGGAGGGUGCCCUUCCAGGGGGCUGCAGACGCAGCGGGGAGGAGCCUUGCCGGGGAGGGGGAAGAGAGACUGAGGGAGAGGGAGAGAGAGCCCCAUAGCCGAGCCAGGCCCGGCCCCUCCCCGCUUCCCGGCCCCACUUGGGCAGGCAGGCAGCCUCUGGAGCCGGAGCAGGAGGCUUUCUGCAGCCGCGGAACAUGAGGAGCCCUUCGCUCGGCUUGGCGCUGCUGCUGCUGCUGCUGGCGGUGGGGGCGCGCCUCAGCCUCGCCUACCCAGGAUCAGGAUAUUCACCCCUUGAAGAUGAUGAAGAUGUGUAUGCACACAAUAGAUAUAAAGAUACACCCUGGUGUUCUCCUAUCAAGGUGAAAAAUGGCUAUGCAAGUUGCAGAAGUCCUCAUGGGGGGUAUUACAAAAAUGUCUUGGGGACAAAAUGCGAUAUACGUUGUCAGAAAGGUUAUGAACUGCAUGGUCCUCAGCAGCUUAUGUGUCAGUCAGACAAACGCUGGUCUGGGAAAGUUUUGUGCAAACAAAAACGUUGUCCAACCCUUUUGAUGCCACCUAAUGGAGGGUUCAAAUGUGUAGAUGGUGCAUAUUAUAACUCCAGGUGUGAGUACUAUUGUUCACCAGGAUACCAGUUAAAAGGAGACCGCAUAGUACAGUGCAUGGAUAACAAAGUCUGGAGUGGAAGACCAGCUUCUUGUGUUGACACAGAGCCUCCUAGAAUUCAGUGUCCAAGUAUAAAGGAGAAAAUAGCAGAGCCCAAUAAAUUGACAGCCCGUGUGUUUUGGGACACUCCAGAGGGACGGGAUACAGCUGAUGGCAUUUUGACAGAUGUUACUUUGAAAGGACACCCACCAGGAUCAUAUUUUUCAGAAGGCGAUCACAAAAUUCAGUACACUGUGUUUGACAGAGCUGGGAAUAAGGGAACAUGCAAAUUUUUGGUCAAAGUCAAAGUCAGGCGCUGUGGGAAACUGAAUGCUCCAGAAAAUGGCUACAUAAAAUGUUCAGGUGAUGGCGAUAAUUAUGGAGCAACCUGUGACUUUUCCUGUAUUGGUGGGUACGACAUGCAGGGAAGCCCAGCAAGAGUCUGCCAAUACAAUUUGGGCUGGUCAGGAAUGGAUCCAACUUGUACACCCAUGAGCAUUAAUGUCGGUGUAAGGACAGCAGCAGCCCUCUUGGAUCAGUUUUAUGAGAAGCGAAGGCUGCUCAUCUUAUCCACACCAACUGCAGCCAAUUAUUUUUAUAGACUGCAACUGGGAAUGCUGCAGCCAGCACUGUGUGGACUUGAUCUCCGUCAUGUUACAGUGAUUGAGUUGGUUGGGGUCUAUCCAGCACAGAUUGGAAGAAUAGGAUUAAGACUGAUGCCUCCUGCCCUUGCUUUGCAGCUCAGGCUGUUACUUCGUAUUCCCCACUAUAACUUCAAUAUGGUGGUAGUUGACAAACACGGUGUGGACAAAGAGCGAUAUCCUUUCCCAGCAACUCCUGCUGAGCUCUUUACUCUCAUUGACACUUUCCCUCUGAGAAAAGACGAGAUGAAAUUACAAGCAGAAUCUGGCCAGUCUUGUCCCUGAUUCUGGAUCCCAGAUGUCCAGAUGCCAGUAGUUUUGAUGUCUACAUUUUUCUGGUGCUAUGCAGAACAUGGAAGUAUGGAAAUAACUGUUGUACAGGUCUUUUAAAAAUGUGUAUGAGGUUAGCCUUUUAUAAAAUUGUGGAACAUCUUUUCAUUUAUAUAUGGUGCCCCUUUAAUUUAGGAGUGUUAUUUUCCUCUAUGGAAAGUUUUGUGGUAUUACUGAAUUGCCUUAACUUUUCAGAAUAACUUCAAACAUUAUUUCACGUGUAAAUGUUCUUUUCUUUUUACAGAUCUUUUAUUAAUAAAAAUAUUGUUUUGCA